GAACAGCAGGCCAAUCUCCCGCUUGAAUACUCCUCCCAGGUCUCUGCUUCCACUCUGCGACCCCCACGCCACCCCUCCGGCCUCCCUCCCCUUAACGUGCGCGCUCCACAGCAAAUCGUGCGUCUUCCGCCAUGGGCUCCCACGAACGCCGGCGGCACGACGCCCCGCAUGUGGCGCUCCUCGCCUUCCCCUUUGGCACCCACGCUGCCCCGCUCUACUCCCUCGCCCGGGCCCUCGCCGCCGCCGCCCCCGGCGCGGCCUUCUCCUUCCUCAACUCUGCCCGGUCCAAUGCCUCCCUCGCUCGCUCCGCCGCAGCCGCGGGCCAGGCCCCGGACAACCUCCGGGUCUACGAUGUCACCGACGGGUGCCCGACGGGCUACGAGCUCCCCGCCGACGACCCGGAGGAGAAGGUGCGGCUGUUCCUGGGGGUGACGCCGGGGAACUUCCUGGUGGCAAUGGCGGCGGCGGAGGAUGGCGGAGGACGGAAGGUGAGCUGCUUGGUGAGCGACGCGUUCCUUUGGAUCGCGGGGAAGAUGGCGGAGGAGAUGGGGGUGCCGUGGGUCCCUCUCUGGACUGGAGGGCCCGCAAGCCUCGCGGCCCACCUCCACACCGAUCUCCUCCGCCUGACGAUCGGAGCAGGAAAGCAAGCUAUCCCUGCCCGGGCGGACCAACACCUAAACUUCGUCCCUGGCCUCUCCUACCUGCGGGUUCGAGACCUCCCAGAAGGCGUCGUCUUCGGCAACCUCAACUCCGAAUUCUCCCGCCUCCUCCACAGAAUGGCCGACGAGCUUCCCCGCGCUGCUGCUGUUGCUCUCAACACCUUCGCUGGCCUCGACCCCGCCCUUGACGCCGAGUUCUCGGCCCAGUUCAACACCUCCCUCCCGGUGGGUCCCCUCAACCUCGUCGCCCCCAUCCCAGCCGGACCGGACCGCCACGCCUGCCUCCCCUGGCUCGACAGCCAGGCCCCCGCCUCCGUGGCCUACGUCAGCUUUGGCACCGUCAUAUCUCCGCCGCCGGCGGAACUGGCGGAGCUGGCAGCUGGCCUCGAGGCCAGCGGCGCGCCCUUCCUCUGGUCCUUGAAGGACGAGUGGAGGGCGCGUCUCCCGGCGGGGUUCCUGGACCGGACUGGCUCUCGAGGGCUCGUGGUGCCGUGGGUCCCGCAGGUGGACGUAUUGGGACACGUGGCAUCCGGGGCGUUCGUGACGCACUGCGGGUGGAACUCCGUGGUGGAGAGCCUCGCAGGCGGCGUGCCUAUGGUGUGCCGGCCAUUCCUCGGGGACCAGCGGAUCAACGCCCGCGUGGUGUCGCAAGUGUGGGAGGUUGGGGUCGGGUUCGAGGGGGGUGCUCUCACGUGCGGCGGGGUGAAGGAGGCUUUGGACCUGGUUCUGAGGACGGAGGAAGGGAAGAGAAUGAGGGAGCGAGCGGGCGAGCUGAGAAAGAAGGCGGUUCGGGCAGUCGGACCGGGUGGCAGCUCGGUCCAGAAUUUCAAGGCUCUCGUAGGGAUUGUCACGGGCAAUUAAAAGUGCUUGUUUCGGUGACUGCCAAGUGCUCUUUUAAUUUAUUCUCGCAUGGUGGGGUUAUUCCUUUUUUUUCACGUCUGGUGGUUUAGAAGUUGAUGGAUGACUCAAUAAAUCUUCACUUAAAAUA
Molecule: messenger RNA, 1647 nt
Organism: Elaeis guineensis (African oil palm)
Lineage: Eukaryota; Viridiplantae; Streptophyta; Magnoliopsida; Arecales; Arecaceae
Product: anthocyanidin 3-O-glucosyltransferase 7
Molecular function (GO): UDP-glucosyltransferase activity
Source: RefSeq, a predicted model, not a curated record